AUGCUACAUGUGGUUCAAGUAGAUAAUUUAAAUGUACGACCAUUGCCAAGACGUCAAGAAAGCCAAGGACAGAGGACGGCUGGCUCAGAGAGCAGUCGUCCAACUACACAAGAUGAUGGAAAUAGAUGGAAUUCUCCAGCGUAUACUGCUGUAGAUAUCCCAUGCCCCUCUUAUGUUAUCCCCACGUUAUCUGGGGUGAGUUGUGGAUUAACAGAAGUUGGGAAAGUUUUUGAGAACAAGUUAGAGUUGAAGACGAAGGCACACUUGUAUGCAAUGAAGCAGAACUUCGAGUUUGUGGUGAAGAAGUCGGAUUUUGUCACUGAGGAAGAUCGAUUCAAAUAUUGCUUUUUCUCACUCGGAGUUAGUAGAAGAGGGUUUCGUACAUGUCAUCGUGUGUUAUGUGUGGACGACACUUUUUUAAAGACAAAAUACGGUGGGCAGAUGUUAUGUGCAGUCACGCUGGAUGCAAAUAACAAUCUAUAUCCAAUUGCAUUUGGUAUUGUGGAUAGUGAGAAUCAUGAUUCUUUGAAGUAUUUCAUGUCAAAGCUAAAGGAAGAAAUUGGGGAAGUCGAGGACCUGGCCUUUGUAUCUGACAGGCAUGCAAGUAUUACACAUGCCUUGGAAACUAUUUUCCCCGAUGCCUAUCACGGUGCUUGCUACCACCACAUUAGUAUGAAUGUGAUUGUUAAAUUCCAGACUGAUCAUUGUCAUGUGUUGAUGUAUAAUGCGACAUAUGCUUUUAGGAAAUCUGAGUUCCACGCUAACUUCGAAAAAAUCAAAUCAAAAGACCCAGCCAUUGCUCAAUACCUAGAAGGCAUGGGUUUUGAUAAGUGGUCCUGUGCUUACUUUCCUAGAAAUAGGAGCUUUCCGAUAACUACAUACGUCGAAUUUAUUCGCUUCACACUACAGUCCUGGUUCUGUGAUAGAAGAGAAACUAGCGAGAAGACAACUACAACUCUUGCACCGACCUAUGAGAAAAUUUUGGUGGAUAUGGCUGAGAAAGCUCGAUUCUUGAUUCCUUAUGCAAUAGGGAGGCAUGAGUUCCAUGUGUUACAUGGCGUGUUUCAGAUUAUUGGUAUCCCAUGUGCUCAUGCACUAUCUGGAUCUCUUAAGCGAGGGGUGAAAUUUUAUUCGUUGUGUUCAUAUUACUAUAAAAUUGAGACAUGGAGGUCCUCUUACACAAAAUCUAUAUAUCCUACUAGUAACGAGGAAGAGUGGAUUGUUCCACAUGACAUUAUGACAAUAAAAGUGAGAACACCUGCGCAGAAAAACCCAGUUGGUCAUCCAAAGAAGAAACAAGGUAGGCCUAAGACGAAACACCAUCCUUCCAAUGGAGAGAAAUGUGUUGUACAACGCAAGUGCAGCACUUGUGGAGGUCUAGGCCAUAAUAGGGCAACUUGUAAAGUUCGUGUUUGA
Molecule: messenger RNA, 1416 nt
Organism: Humulus lupulus (European hop)
Lineage: Eukaryota; Viridiplantae; Streptophyta; Magnoliopsida; Rosales; Cannabaceae
Exons: 3
Coding region: 1-1416 (471 amino acids)
Source: RefSeq, a predicted model, not a curated record